This is a messenger RNA of Symbiodinium necroappetens, 564 nucleotides long. The record is from the annotation of a GenBank genome assembly. NCBI's taxonomy places the organism in Eukaryota, Dinophyceae, Suessiales, Symbiodiniaceae.
AUGCUGAAGCAUUUCAGAGGCGUUGACGCCUGCACUGCAGCUUGCUCAGGAGUGGGACACCUUUUCCGGGAUCCUAGCCACAGACCCUACGACGUUGAUGUCAACACGGUGGUCUACAACUACAAGCGCCUAGCCGAGUUGUGGGCUCAGGACCACCUGGACUACUUUUACAAGAUGAAGCCUGAAGCAGUUAGCAUGAAGCUGACCGACAUGGAGCCUGUCAAGGCGAACUACAACAAGCUGAAAGAAGAACUGGGCUGCAAGGAUUUGAAAUGGUAUUUAGAGAAUGUAGAUCAUGAGAUGGACUGGGAGCGGGACGUCCUCUGCCAUCCGCAUGCGCCCGCGGGACACGAGAUGAAGUGCAAGGGCAGACUGAUCCCAGGCCGAUGGACAGUCACGCAGACCAUACCCAAGGACGAGUAUCUGCAAAGAGACUUUGCUGCCAUGGAAAGACCCCAAACAGUCGCUGAAAGCUUGAGUUUGGAUCCUGAUCUUCACCUGCGUAUGAUCCAAAAUCCCAAUCAAGUCAUUCUGAGCGACAACACCCUGCUGGAACCUCUCUAA